AUGUUUAAAAUUCGCCAAAGUAGAUCUUUAUGCUCCUGUGGAGGUGCAAAUAAACGCAAGGUUUUCAUAGUAUUUAUCCUCCCAAUUUUAAUAGCUGUUGCAGUUGGAUCUUUAUUCUAUUUGAAUUUUUAUACAAAUACAAAACCUGUCAAAGUCGAAGAAGAGAAAGAAACUUUCGAUUGGAGUGAUGUAGAUUGGGAAAAAUCAACAAUUAAGCCACCCCCAAUGCCAGAAAGGCAUCCAAUUCAUAUUUUUGGUGAACCAAUUGCUCCUGUUAAAGAUUCAUACUUGUUUGACCCAAGACCAAUUACUACUCUUUAUGCUUCCGUUGAUAAUGUUACUUUCGAUACUUACGGUUACUACAUAAAAGGUGGAGUUCGUUAUCCAACUCAGCAUCCAUGGCUUGUUCCUCAAUUUGAAAUAGAAGAAGAUGAAAAGAUCGCUUAUCAAGUUGAUCAAGCAAUUGGGCUUUAUAUUCCAAGUAAUUUCAACAAAAUGGAUAUAAUUCUCAAAUAUAUUCAUCCUUUAUUAGCUUUGCCACAUGAUAUCCGUUCCAAGGUUCCGAUAUUUACAAACAGUCCAGAUCCAAUUAUUCCAACUCUUUUGGGUUAUUUGGAUAUCCAAACGAAAUUAACAGUUAUGGAAGGUGCUGUACACGCUAAAACAAUGUACAUCAUCGACUAUCCAGAAGAAGAUGGCUUUGCAUACAACGAAUACUUCGCUUACAUGGAAUUGUUAAAACCACGUUAUCAAAAGGUUACUAACUCGCAUAUUACACUUUCUAAAGAGUUCGAUACCAGAUUGAACGAUAAGCAGCGAACAAUUGACGUUAUUACAAAGAAUGAUACAAGAAUUGUCGUUGAUUCAACGCCAAGCAACCCUCUCGAGAAGAUGGAAUGGUACUGGACACAUCCAUAUUUCAUUACAUUCGGAAAUUCAGACAUUAUCAUGGCCGCUUUCAUGAGACCAAAUUCUCAUCUGAUUUUAUACACAAAUAAGCUUGAUUUCAUCUUCGGAGCUCGUUACGCACACUUAGCUGGAGCAAGAGUUACAGUCAUCGUAUCGCCAGACCAUAAACUUACCGCUUCAAAGAGAAAAAUCGUUCGUGACAUUAUUAACUUCGAAAUUCCUGAAAAAGAGAAAACCCACAACGACGACCAGGAAGAACUACAACAGCUCCCUGCAUUCGAUUUCACUGAUGAGUCUCACGAAAAAGAAUUAACGGAAUGGGAGAACAAACUCAUAGAAACAGCACCUGCAGCUGGCCCAGUUGAUCCUGCUCAACGUGAACGUGAAGAAAUAACUCCAGAACCAGUCGAUGAAUGA
Trichomonas vaginalis G3 is the source of this 1326-nucleotide messenger RNA. RefSeq lists its product as uncharacterized. The record is from RefSeq and is a predicted model, not a curated record. The transcript has a single exon. The coding region runs from base 1 to 1326 and encodes 441 amino acids. Lineage: Eukaryota; Parabasalia; Trichomonadida; Trichomonadidae.